AUGAAAGUCCUUUCGUUCAUCGUGGCUGCGGCCCUCCUGGGUCUCACCGGUGCUUCUUCGAACUCCAGCCUGGGGCUGUUGAAAGCGGACGGCGUGGCGCUGGGAGACUGGGAAUCCGCCUACCAGAAGGCUUCUUCUUUCGUUGCAGGCCUGACCACUGAUCAGAAGCUGGCUUUGAUCACGGGCAGCAGCAUCGACUCCACCAAUGGCAGCUUUACUGCACUCAACUUCCUUGACGGAGACAUGGGCAUUCAGGAUUACUACUAUGUCUCUGCAUUCAGCUUGUCUUCAGCUAUUGCUAUGACUUGGGACCGCGAAGCCAUUUAUGAUCAGGCCAAAGCAGUCGGUUCUGAGUUUUACAACAAGGGCAUUCAGGUUGUCGCCGGCCCUACGUCCCAACCCCUGGGACGCACGCCAUGGGGUGGCCGUAAUGUGGAGGGCUUUGGUCCUGAUCCUUACCUCAAUGGCUUGGCUACUGGUCUGACCACCAAGGGAUAUGUUGAUGCUGGCGUCAUUCCAGGUGGCAAACACUUUCUUCUGUACGAACAAGAAACCAAUCGGACAGGCGGCAUGGGUGGUGGGGGUGCAGGUGGGUUUCCAGGAGGUGGUGGUAUGCCUCCAGGAGGAAGCGGGCCCGGCUCUUCGAACUCUUCGUCGAUGGGUUCUCGACCCACAGGAUCAAUGAGCCGUCGUGCUGUCGGCUCUGGUUCGAGCUCCGACUCUGCACCGUACUCUUCCAAUGCCGACGAUAAGACGCUUCACGAAACCUAUCUUUGGCCCUUCUACGACGCAGUCAAAAAUGGUCUGGGCGCCGUGAUGUGUGCAAUGACCAAGGUCAACGGCACUCUAAGUUGCCAGAACUCUGACCUGUUGAUGAAGCAUCUGAAGACCGAGCUCGGCUUUCCAGGCUUAGUCUGGCCUGACAUGAAUGGCCAGAGUAGUGCUUUGGAGUCCGCGGUUGGCGGAGAGGACUACGGUUCCAGUAGUAUCUGGAGCACUUCCACCAUGGAAACCCUGCUGUCCAACGGUUCCCUGAGUGAGGCCCGCUUGGAUGAUAUGGCCAUUCGCAAUCUGAUGGGCUAUUACUAUGUUAACCUGGACAACGGUCUCCAACCCGACCAUCAAGACGAAGACGCAUACGUGGAUGUGAGAGGCAACCACUCCAAACUGAUUCGCAAGAACGGAGCCAAGUCAAUGGUCCUGUUGAAGAAUAAGGAUGCUCUACCUUUGAACAAGCCUCGCGUGAUGAGUGUCUUUGGUGCUCACGCUGGUCCUGUGAUGGGUGGCCCUAACAUGCAGAUGAAUGUCGAGGGCUCGGGACCGACGUACCAGGGUCACUUGGCCUCGGGGACCGGGUCUGGUCAGGCCUCGUAUCCUUACCUGGUGGCACCCUAUGUAUCCUUGACGAACAGGGCCAGUGAAGAUGGCACCAUGCUGCGGUGGAUUCUCAAUGAUACCUACAGCUCUAGUGGAUCCAGUUUGAUUACACAGGGAACUGAUAGCACUGCCGUGGCACCCUCCUAUAGCAACUAUGCCACCAACGCGGAUGCCUGUCUCGUCUUCCUGAAUGCUCUUUCUGGCGAGGGUGCGGAUCGCACCGAACUGUACAAUGACGAUCAGGAUACCAUGGUUAAUACCGUCGCUGAUAAUUGCAACAACACGAUUGUUGUAAUCAACUCCGUGGGCCCACGUUUGAUGGACCAGUGGAUCGAACACGACAACGUUACUGCUGUUCUUUACGGAUCUCUUCUGGGUCAGGAGUCCGGUAACUCCAUUACCGAUGUCCUCUAUGGAGUUGUGAACCCCUCUGGUCGCCUCACCUACACCAUCGCCAAGAAUGAGAGUGACUAUAACGUUGGCCUCUGCUACACUGCGCAGUGCAACUUCACUGAAGGUGUCUACCUCGACUACCGUUACUUCGACGCCUACAACGUCACCCCCAGAUACCCCUUCGGCCACGGUCUCUCCUACACGACCUUCUCCUACUCCGACCUCACGAUCAAGAAACCUUCCAACCUCUCCAGAUACCCCACUGGCGAGCUCACCGUCGGCGGCCACAGUGAUCUCUGGGAUAACGUGGCCAGCGUUUCCGUGGAGGUUGCCAACACCGGUUCUCUGGACGGCGCUGACGUCCCUCAGCUUUACCUCGGGUUCCCUAGUUCCGCGCAGCAGCCCGUCCGUCAACUCCGUGGUUUUGAGCGCGUCGAAAUCGCCGCCGGGGACAAGUCCAAGGUGACCUUCAAGCUGCGCCGCCGUGAUAUCUCCUACUGGGACGUGACGGCCCAGCAAUGGCUCGUUGCUUCUGGCAACUACAAGGUCUAUGUGGGCGCAAGCUCUCGUGAUCUGAAGUUGAACGGUACCUUUACCGUCCAGACAUCCUCUUAG
Aspergillus ibericus CBS 121593 is the source of this 2385-nucleotide messenger RNA. RefSeq names its product putative beta-glucosidase D. Gene Ontology annotation, biological process: glucan catabolic process. The coding region runs from base 1 to 2385 and encodes 794 amino acids. Gene Ontology annotation, molecular function: beta-glucosidase activity. Lineage: Eukaryota; Fungi; Ascomycota; Eurotiomycetes; Eurotiales; Aspergillaceae. The record is from RefSeq and is a predicted model, not a curated record. The transcript has 4 exons.